UGCAAAUAAAUAUUGAACAAUUGUGUUAUCACUUCGUAAUGCAGUAAAUCAUGUUCAGCCUUUAAUUACACCGAUAAUCAAUAACUUUUACAGAUUGUUACUCAUUCAGAGAGAAUUUGUUUAAGGAAUUUGUCUACCCAACUCAAAGACUGCUAUUUUCCGUAGAACAAGUCAGGAUAGUCGACUUUCUUAUCUUCAGUCAGCUUAUCAACUCUACAAACAAUUCAGUAUUCAACGAAUCGCUUCGAAGUGAUUUUUAAGCCAGUUAUCUCAGUCGAAGACAACCCCCUGAGCUGCUCACUCCGACCCCCGGCACCGCUCUAUGAACGCACUCCUCAGGAUGGGCAAGCGACAGAUCUUUCUGAUGUCCUCGUCGGCCGUGCACGGGUACGAGUAUCUGCAGCACGCCGAGUCCGACCUGCGGGCGUAUUUUGGCAAGAACAACGUCAAGAAGGUGCUCUUCAUUCCGUACGCCCUGUCGAACCACGACGCGUACACCGAAAAGGUCGGAACCGUCCUGAAGCGGUGGGGCUUCGACUGCGAGGGCAUCCACCGUCAGUCGGACCCGGUCCAGGCCGUGAACGAGGCCCAAGCGAUCUACAUCGGCGGCGGCAACACCUUCCUCCUGCUCAAGUCCCUGUACGACAACGCACUGGUGGAACCGAUCCGGGACCGUGUCCUGAACGGGUCCGUCCCAUACGUGGGCAGUUCGGCCGGAACGAACGUCGCGACGCGCUCGAUCCAGACGACCAACGACAUGCCGAUCAUCUUCCCGCCGACCUUUGACGCGCUCGCGCUGGUGCCGUUCAACAUCAACCCGCACUAUCUGGACCCGGAGGUGGGCGGAACGCACAAGGGAGAAACGCGCGAGGAACGGAUCGUGCAGUUUCACGAGUUGAACGAAGCGCCGGUGUUGGGGCUGCGCGAGGGAUCGACCCUGCUGGUGGACGGCGAUCGGGCGACGCUCAUUGGUGUUAAUAAGGCGCGCCUGUUUCGACGCGGCCAGGAACCGCAGGAGUUUGAGAGUGGAUCCGAUUUUAGCUUUUUGAUGAAGUAGGAAAGAGGUCUUUUCCUGGUUAUGAAAUUAUGUGGCUUUUGGAUGAAUUAAUUGCGAUAUAAUUGUAAUAUUAAAGAAAUAUAUUGAAAAGUUUAAAAGAA
Messenger RNA from Culex pipiens pallens (northern house mosquito), 1158 nucleotides. Its product is annotated as probable alpha-aspartyl dipeptidase. The record is from RefSeq and is a predicted model, not a curated record. Gene Ontology annotation, molecular function: serine-type peptidase activity. NCBI's taxonomy places the organism in Eukaryota, Metazoa, Arthropoda, Insecta, Diptera, Culicidae. Bases 323 to 1057 code for a protein of 244 amino acids. Gene Ontology annotation, biological process: proteolysis. The transcript is spliced from 3 exons.